AUGGGUCUCGCCGGGCCUCGAAAGAGGGUCAAGAUUUCCCAUGAUCCCAAUAACACGACUUGGUCUCGGUCGACGGAUGGCUUCGGACAUAGGAUAAUGGCGUCCCAGGGCUGGACUCCUGGCAGCUUCCUGGGCGCUCGCAAUGCAUCUCACGCCGAUUCCUUCACCGCCGCCAGUGCGUCCCAUAUCCGAGUAACGCUCAAAGACGAUACGCUGGGCCUGGGUGCCCGAACAAAAGGACAGGAUGAGCCCACAGGGCUUGACGCUUUCCAGGGACUUCUGGGCCGGCUCAACGGAAAAAGCGACUCCAAACUGGAAGAGGAACAACGCAAGCGAGACGAGAUCAGACUGGCUAGGUAUGUCCAACAAAAGUGGCAAACGGUCAGAUUCGUCAGUGCCGGGUAUCUCGCCCAAGAAAAAAGCGACAUAUGUCCCGAAAGGAAUAAUAUGACGAAUGACAAGACGAUCACCGAAAACCGCUCACUACGUACCGAUAAGGAAGACCUCAAAGCGGAUCAAAGCCCCAGUGCGGCCGACGGCAAAGCGUCGUCCUCCGAGAAGUCCUCCGAGAAGAAGAGCAAAGAUAAAAUGAAAAAGAAAGAUCGCAAAAAGAAGGAGAAAAGAAAGGCCAGCAAUGAUCUCACAGCCACGGAAACGCCUGCUGUGGUUGAAUCCAGCAAGUCUAGUGACGAAACUGUGUCUCACAAGGCAACACCAUCGCGAGAACAGAGACCAAUGGGAAGACAUGCGAUACGCGGCCGUUAUAUACAGCAAAAGAAGAAGGCUCUUAUGGACGACCGGUCACUAAACGAGAUUUUCAUGAUCAAGACAUAA
This is a messenger RNA of Talaromyces rugulosus, 834 nucleotides long. RefSeq lists its product as uncharacterized. The coding region runs from base 1 to 834 and encodes 277 amino acids. NCBI's taxonomy places the organism in Eukaryota, Fungi, Ascomycota, Eurotiomycetes, Eurotiales, Trichocomaceae. The record is from RefSeq and is a predicted model, not a curated record. The transcript has 3 exons. Gene Ontology annotation, molecular function: nucleic acid binding.